Phragmites australis (common reed) is the source of this 546-nucleotide messenger RNA. RefSeq lists its product as uncharacterized. Lineage: Eukaryota; Viridiplantae; Streptophyta; Magnoliopsida; Poales; Poaceae. The record is from RefSeq and is a predicted model, not a curated record. Bases 1 to 546 code for a protein of 181 amino acids. The transcript has a single exon.
AUGGUACAUAACAUCCGGCUAGGCCGCGUGCUCGUCGACGGUGGGAGCUUGAUCAACCUUCUCUUCACCGAUGCAUUGGACGCCCUGCAAAUUCUGAGAAGUUCAUUAAAGCAAUCCCCACCUUUCUUCGGGAUCACCUCGGGCUCCUCGGACAAGCCGCUAGGCCAAAUCAAGCUACCGGUCACCUUCAGCUCACCAGAAAACUUCAGGACCGAAAGGGUCCUCUUCGACGUGGCCGACUUCGGGACUACGUAUAACGUGAUCCUCGGGCGACCGGUAAUGGCCCAGUUCAUGGCUGUUGCUCACUACGUGUACCAAACAAUCAAGAUCACUAGGCCAACAGGGGCCAUCACCAUUGCUGGCAAUGCCAAGAUGGCCCUGCACUGCGAUAAGAGGAGCCUCGACAUGGCCGAGCUAACUCCCAGGUCGCAGUCUGAGACUGCUGAACCCAGCGGACAGCCAGUAAAAGUCCAGGUCGUCGCCAACCCAGACGAUCGACUCAAAGUAGUAAGCCUGGACAACACCAACCCGACUAAGACAGUCUAG